AUGACAUUACCAGAUCCAAUAUGGUAUUUGUUUAUUAAAUUAGGUUACAUACCUGAUUAUAAAAAAAAACAAAAAGGCAAUACUGAUACAUCUAUACAAAAAUUUACUUCAUCAGCUUCAUUAUUUUUAAUAUCAAUAUCUUAUAAAGUUGAUCAUAUCACAAAAUCAGAAUAG
Molecule: messenger RNA, 174 nt
Organism: Dentiscutata erythropus
Lineage: Eukaryota; Fungi; Glomeromycota; Glomeromycetes; Diversisporales; Gigasporaceae
Source: the annotation of a GenBank genome assembly